Messenger RNA from Durusdinium trenchii, 1831 nucleotides. The record is from the annotation of a GenBank genome assembly. NCBI's taxonomy places the organism in Eukaryota, Dinophyceae, Suessiales, Symbiodiniaceae.
GCUACUGGCAGGAAGGAUGCACUCAUUUGCUCAGUGUCCCAUGGUUGUGAGACCAGGGAACAUCCAGAUCCAUGCUGUUUCCAGCUGGGACAGCUUGCAGACAUGGUUUCACUCUACCAGGCUACUUAUGUCUCGGAGAUUUGGUUAUUUUAUGAUUACACCUCCUUGUACCAGUUUGAGCGGACCACCGAUGCACAAGAGCAGAGCUUCCAGCGAGCCAUGGACAACAUGCACGUCAUGUAUUCGCAUGACUUUAGCCUGACUCUACGUAUCGAGGGCCUUACGCCGGAGCCGAUUUGGAAGGCCAUGUUGCAGGAUGAGACCCAGAAGAUCCCCGUGUAUCAUGAAGCCAGCAAAUCGAUCCAAGCUCUGCCCUUGAAAGACCUGAUGGAGAACCGCACGCAGUAUCGUGGCCGCGGGUGGUGUAAAGCCGAAGUGGAAUGGUCCUCCGCACGCGGCAUCCAUGCGCAAAAUCAACGGAUCGAUGGUUCCGAUCAGGCCGAGGGCGAACUGGCGGGGCGCGUGCCCUUGACACCAGAGGCCUUCGCGGAGGAGAUGCGACGAGCCGAUUUCACGCACCGGAAUGAUGAGGGAGCUGUCAUCCUGCUUCAGAAGAAGAUCUUCUUUGAAAAGGUUACCCGAUGUCCUGAAGUGAUCUUGCAGCAAUUGCGAGAAGCGGAAGUGGAGCAGUUGGUCAAGUCCCUACAACACUAUCAGGAGCUCCGGUCCUUUCAGCUGAAUUACUUCCAAGGCACUCCCGCUUUGGCCCAACGGUUGGUCGAGGAGCUGCUGAAGCCGGACACCAAACUGGAAGAGCUUCGGAUCACCUACGCCGAUGGUCGCUACGGUGGAUGGAAAGGCAGCAUGCCGGGCACUGGGAAUGCCUUGGCCGAGGCGUUGGGUGCCAAGCUGCCGGUGAAUUCCACUCUGAAGAAGAUCGAGUUGUCCUACAAUGACAUCACGACCCAAGGUGCCGAGGCCUUGCUGGCUGGGCUCCGGCAGAACAAGCACAUCACCGAGAUGGAUGUGGAUUAUGGCAACGAUAUCACCGAGAAGGUCCGCAAGGGAAUCCAGAAGGUGUUGACGGCGAAUGGAGCACCUGGAGAGACCACCUUCACGCGCUUCUGGAACAUCUUCCCCAAGGUCGGCCGUGUCGCCGCGCCCAGACCCGACGCCAAGGGCCCGAGCGCCUUUCCCUCGCCCCGGAUCAAGGUGCAGCACGAAUCGCAGAACUACCUCACGCGGAACAUGUCCGUGACUUGGCUCUUCCUCGGCUUCCUCCACCUGGGCGACGCAGAAGCUCAGGCGCUGGCGGCGAUGCUGCGGGAGAACCGGAGCCUCACGUGGAUGAACCUCUGCAACAACCGCAUCGGGGAGACCGGUGCACAGGCUCUCCUGGACAGUUUGCGAGAAAACCGCCAGAUCGUGUACCUGAAUUUGGAUGCAAAUCGCCAAAUCAGCGCAGAGGUCCUGAAGGAGAUUCAGGAGAUUGUGGCAAGCAACAAGGCAGUGCAAGAAGCAAAUACAAAACAAGAGGCUUCUGAGCCAUUGCUGAUUGAACGCGUUUGACGACAUUAUCGACUGAAGCCUGAAACCGAAGGCACAAAGACCUUUAAUGGCUUCUGGCUUCAGCUAUUGCAGCCAUUGUGCUUUGACGUGACAGGGAUCAACCCUGAUACAUCGCGAGAAGCACCAAUUCGAAGGAGUCGCAGAGUCCUUGCUGCACCAGUCAGACUGCCAGCCAAGAAAGACCGCCAGACCUGCAGCCGGACCUUCAGUGCUAGUGAAGUUUGGUAGAGAAUCAAUUAGUCAAGAGAUGUCAAGAGUAUGG